This is a messenger RNA of Penicillium egyptiacum, 251 nucleotides long. NCBI's taxonomy places the organism in Eukaryota, Fungi, Ascomycota, Eurotiomycetes, Eurotiales, Aspergillaceae. The record is from the annotation of a GenBank genome assembly.
GGGCAAGGCGCGGAUCGGAGGGGUUGCGGACGGACACUUCCUGGAGCAGCCAGUUGGGCGGAUUCUUGGUGCGGAAGGAACAAUUGCUGCCGUUUGAUGAGAAACAGCAACCUGCACAAGCCCACCCACCCCCACUGCACCUGGGACUGGUCACUGUCGGGAAUGAAAACGACUCGGCAGUGGACGAACGGGCCUUUGCCGUUCUUGCAGCUGUCACACUCGCCGCCAACAGGCGCAGUCACGCCGCACAC